GACAUGUUUACCCAAGAAGCAUCUAGAGUAGAUGUUGAUGAAAUAAAAUAUGCAUGUGAUGCAUUACAUCGAGCCAACCAAAACAUUACAAUGGAAGGGCUUAAUGUAGAAAAGCUGUACGGAUUGGCUAGUGCUAGAAUGGGCCUGGCUAUUACAGCAAGAUGUGUGGCCGGAAUUGUCAUGAAUAAUAUAGAUCCAAGACAUGUUGAUAGAAGGGUUAGAAAACUUAUAGAGGCUGCUCAAAUACUGUAUGAUGAAACACACGUGAAUUGGACAAGGAUAUACCUGGUGAAGCACCUAUGUAGAUGUUAUGGUAUUGAUGUGUAUCAGUCAAUUUGUCAAAAUGCAGCACCAUUCCUUAGAUGGAUCAGUAUGAGAGAUACAAACAGAGAUCAGGUUGUGGAAGUAUCUGAUAGAUAUAUUGUAUGUGGAGAUAAUUAUACAAGAAUCAGAGAGGCUAUAACAAAGGUUAUCCUUGGUGAAAAUGUUGAACAUCUUUUUGAAACUGUACAGGAGCUUCAAGCUACAGGAGUUAGAGUAGAACCGAUGUUACAGCUUGCUGUACAUAGAGAAAUUACAAGUUCAUAUCUGUACCCUCAACAACAGAGGAAACUGAAGGCACCGGUUAUGGAAACAUUGAAUACGUUUGUGCAAGAUUGUAAUGCAGUGAAAAAUAAGGUCUUCAUGCAGAAGCUUAUAACAAACCAGCUUGUACCAAGACACCUUGUGACUGUUGAAGGGGAAGAUUUACGCCUACAAGGAAUACAGUGCCUAAUAGUUCACUAUCUAUCUGUAAUGAUGUAUGUGAAAGGGGACAGAACUCUGCUUCAACCUUUACAA
Messenger RNA from Ruditapes philippinarum (Manila clam), 840 nucleotides. Its product is annotated as E3 ubiquitin-protein ligase RNF213-like. Gene Ontology annotation, molecular function: ATP hydrolysis activity; ubiquitin-protein transferase activity. NCBI's taxonomy places the organism in Eukaryota, Metazoa, Mollusca, Bivalvia, Venerida, Veneridae. The record is from RefSeq and is a predicted model, not a curated record.